Messenger RNA from Gopherus flavomarginatus (Mexican gopher tortoise), 4960 nucleotides. RefSeq names its product G protein-coupled receptor 155 (gene GPR155). Gene Ontology annotation, cellular component: membrane. The record is from RefSeq and is a predicted model, not a curated record. Bases 575 to 3121 code for a protein of 848 amino acids. NCBI's taxonomy places the organism in Eukaryota, Metazoa, Chordata, Testudines, Testudinidae. Gene Ontology annotation, biological process: transmembrane transport; intracellular signal transduction. The transcript is spliced from 19 exons.
GGGACCUGGGGCGGCAGCGCCGCGCCUCGCGCUCCAUGGGGCUGAGCUGGAGACGGGCCCCAGCCUGCGGCGGCCAAGUCCUGCGCCCGGCAGAGGCAGCGAAGGGCACCUCGCAGAGCAGAGAAGGCCCGGGGCAGCGGCCGGUGGCCGGGCACUGAGGGGGCCCCAGCACCCAGGGGCUCCGGAGCCGGCAUGUGCGGUCCCGCGCUGGGGCUGUGACCGUCGCGGGGAGAUCUCCCGAAAUCAGCUAGAAGACAGAAUGGCAAUGUACAGGAGUGGGAUCUGUACCAAUCAUUUCUCACCAUUACACUCGGCGAGAGGCAGAAGCAAAGUUGACGGGGGAGCCGCAGCAAUCGACCCCGUGCUGUGAGGACACAAGAUACUGAAGUCAAGCUUAUGGCACAGACUACCCUCCUGUAAGCAGGCAGCCAAAACUUGUGGACUAAGCCAGGAGGUGUCUGCAGUACCACGCUUGGCCCUAAACUGGGUUGCUACGGAACAGUUCCACCUGUGACAGACCCAAAUACAAUCAGAACAUCGCAUACUCCACUUUUAAAACGAGCAGUGAGAGAAGAUGGAUACUUUCUCAGACUUCACUGCAAAGAACCUCUCCUCUUCAGCCAAUAUGUCACAUUCCCUGCCCAGCCGUUUGGACUACCAAUUCAAUGUUACUAGCCAUUCUCCUUCCAUGUCAAUAAGCAGGCUUUUCCCAGCCCUGCUACAAUGCUUCGGCAUCAUCCUCUGUGGAUAUAUAGCCGGAAGAGCCAACAUCAUCACAUCAAGUCAGGCCAAAGGACUGGGAAAUUUUGUCUCCUGUUUUGCACUUCCAGCUUUACUAUUCAAAAACAUGGUGGUACUUAAUUUUUCCAAUGUGAACUGGUCCUUCCUUUGCAGCAUCCUGGUUGCCAAAGCUUCUGUAUUUUUCUUAGUCUGUAUUUUAACAUUAUUGGUAGCCAAUCCUGAAAGUCGAUUCAGCAAAGCAGGACUGUUCCCUAUUUUUGCUACACAAAGCAAUGACUUUGCACUGGGAUAUCCUAUAGUUGAAGCUUUAUAUCAAACUACUUACCCAGAAUAUCUCCAGUACAUUUACUUAGUGGCUCCAAUAUCUCUUAUGAUGCUAAACCCAAUUGGGUUUAUCUUCUGUGAAAUCCAGAAAUGGCGAGAUAAUCGCAGAAUGUCGCACAACAAAAUGAAAAUAGUGGGACUCGUUCUCCUUCGAGUGUUGCAGAACCCAAUAGUAUUCAUGGUCUUCAUAGGAAUUGCCUCAAAUUUUAUUCUUGGCCAGAAGAUUCCAGUGUAUCUUGAAAAUUUCCUUGAUGGACUAGCUAGUUCAUUUUCUGGCUCAGCACUUUUUUACCUUGGACUCAGCAUGGUGGGACAAAUAAAAAAACUGACAAAGACUGCAUUUGUUGCACUGAUUCUUCUCAUCACAGCUAAACUACUGAUGAUGCCACUUUUCUGUAGAGAGAUGGUGGAACUGUUGGACAAGAAUGACAGCUUAGUCAACCACACCAGUUUAUCAAACUAUGCAUUUCUCUAUGGAGUCUUUCCAGCAGCACCUGGCGUGGCUAUCUUUGCAAACCAGUUCAAUAUGGAAGUAGAGAUUAUUACCUCAGGAAUGGUGAUAAGCACAUUUGUGUCUGCUCCUAUCAUGUAUGUUUCUGCUUGGCUAUUGACCAUUCCAUCUAUGGAUCCAAACCCACUGGCAUCUGCAAUCCAAAACGUUAGCUUUGAUAUAAGUAUUGUCAGUCUCGUCUCCCUGAUCUGGUCUCUUACUGUUAUUCUUUUGAGUAAGAAAUAUAAACAGCUUCCUCAUAUGCUGACAACAAACUUACUCAUUGCUCAGGUUGUUGCGUGCAUUGGAAUGGUGAUAUGGAAUUUCAUUAUUAGAGAGAGAAACAUCACUCUGCAGAUUCUGGUGUUCAUGUUGUUAUACAGCUCGCUUUAUAGUACUUAUUUGUGGACAGGUUUCCUCUCUCUGACUUUACUCCUUUUAAAGAAAAGAGACGUAAUAAAGAUCCCUGUUGGCUUUAUCAUCUUAGCUGGAUGGGGCAUCCCAACACUUCUAGUGGGAAUCUUACUAAUAACUGGUGAACGUAAUACUGAUAGCAUUGACUCAGCAUUUUUUUAUGGAAAAUAUCAGAUGGUUACCACAGCAGUGACCCUAUUCAUCAGCAUUCUGAUAUCAGGAAUCUCACUUCUGUGUAUGAACAGAAAUGGACAGGAGACUGACUAUGAGGUAUUGAACCCAUAUUCACAUAAUGGCCAGAUGGAGAACUCUGAAAGGGAAGGGAAUGAGGAGAAUCAGACAUCAAUCAGUGGCUCUCCACCUUUCGCAGAAUCAUCUGCAGAAAGAGGUUGGUGUUCAUGUCAAACAAUAAAUGGUGAGUUAUGCUGCUCUGGAGAGGAAGAGCCAGUGUCAAAUGCCACCACUAAUGAUAGCUGUACUCCUCCCACCGAGACAGCAAAUCAGUGUGAGAGUCAGUGCAGUUCUGAAAACUGCCUAUUGGCACAGGAGGAACAACGUCUGCAGAGUGGAGAUAAACAACUGGCUAGACAUGUGUUGCUGUGUUUACUUCUCAUUGUGGGCCUGUUUGCUAAUCUGUCCAGCUGUUUGUGGUGGUUGUUCAACCAAGAACCUGGAAGGCUCUACGUGGAAUUGCAGUUCUUUUGUGCUGUUUUUAAUUUUGGUCAGGGCUUCAUAUCCUUUGGUAUUUUUGGUUUGGAUAAACAUUUAAUCAUUCUGCCAUUCAAAAGAAGGUUUGAAUUCCUCUGGGGUAGUAGAGAAGCAGUAGAACAUGCAGAGUCUUCUGUACCUGAGGAAAUCAGGAUGACAUGUCAACAGUUUGUUCAUUAUCACAGAGAUGUCUGUGUCAGAAGCAUUGUCAAAGACAGAAGGUGUGGUGCAAAGACCUCGACUGGCAUCUUCUUUGGCUGUGAGCUGGUGAACUGGCUUAUCCAAGUUGGCCUUGCUUCUGACCGUGGUGAAGCUGUGAUGUACGGAGACAGACUGGCAAAAGGAGGAGUCAUCCAGCAUAUUACCAACGAAUUUGAAUUUCAGGAUGAGUACUUGUACUACCGUUUUAUUCGUAAGAGAUCCACAGUGACCAAAAGCCACUAAAUUGGGCCCACUGAAGUCUAAAGCAUUUUUUUCUUAUGCAAAUCAUUGAAUUGGGUGUUUCUCACUUGUAAUGCAGAUGAAAUCUGGUGGUUCUUGUUCCACCUAAAGAAAAUUUGUAGUAAAUGGCCUGCUUUGAAUGCUUACUAAUGAAAAAAUCUUUUAUUUAAUUAUUUUAAGUAAUGUAACUGGAAAACAAAGUAAGACGCUCACAGUUCAGUGAUUUUUUCAAUUUGAACGUAAGCAAUAUAAACCGAUUCCUCAACCCCAAUAAAACUGCACUUAGCUGCUGAUGGCACGUAAAAAACUUUAAAACAUUCUAUAUUAAGAAUAUUUCCCUCUCCUGGUGAAAUCCUGAGCUCCCAUUUAAGUUAAAUGAGAGUUUUUCCUUUGACUUAAUGGGACCACGAUUCUCCCCUGCCACCCCUGUUACUUAGGACCCUUGCAUAAAACCAGGAACUUUAUGUUCAUGGUUUUACCUCUCAGUUUAUGCUGCUUAUUCCUCCCUUGAAGAGACAGUCCUCUGUUUGUGGUGAUGAUAAUUGCUGUGAAGAUGAUCACAAUGUCAAGGAAUUAGAACUGAGAAAUGAGCAGAUGAACAAUUAACAAAGAUCCUGGUUUUAUACAAGUUUACCAAGUCUUAAAGAGAUGUUUUUAAUAAAACAAACAAACCAAACAAAACCCUAGAAACAUCACAGAAUAUAAUGAAUUCUAAGUAGUUUGUUUUCCAAAGAUUUUCUCUUAGGUGUUAGUAACUCUGCAAAGACAGAGUAAUUAGCAAAUAACACCUUCAUCUUCAAACCCUAGAAGCAAUUGCUACUCUUGGUGGGGUGGUAGAUAUUUAGUACCUCUCCAAAUCAAACCCAAAACUUUGAACAAAGCAUAAAACCUCUGAACUAGGUGUAAUGUCUUUAAAAUGCAUGAUCCAAAGAAUCCUUGUUAAACUUCUGAAUUUGGUUUUAGAAUAUCUAAGUAUCUGAAAAUUGUCUUUAUCAGAGCUUUAUUUCUUGGAUACAAGAUAAUCAAAUUCUAGUAAACCCCAGUAACCUCCCUAAAAUGUUCAAAUAGUUACUUGAAUACUGUAUGUUAUAUUCAUAUCUAACUUGAAUGUACUGAAAGAGAGUUUGAGUCCAUGUUAUCUAUAAUAAUUUGAAAUGGCUAAAGCAGAACCCUGGAGUAUGGAAUAGCCCUUUUUACUGCCCUUUUAAAACUGCAACAAGAGCGCUAAAUUGUUGCCAUAAAAUUUCUAAUCACUAGUGUAAUUGAAAAAACCAGAACAAAAUCCUGCUUUGUUUCCUUAUCUGGAGUAGCUGCAUGUAUAGAGCAAUUUCCCUCAGCUCCCCACACCCUCCUUUUUUUUUAAAGACACAGAUUUUACUUUUUAUGUGGCCAUUAUCUGCUAGUAGUAAGAAUAAAGUCGUUUUAACAGGAUAAACCACAAUACAAGGAGAAGUGACUUUACAGUAGCUACAAUGUGGAUGUUGCACCACAUGCAUGCAAGACUGACACUGAGAAAGCAAUUCCUUUUUGCUGUCAAAUAUAUAGUCUUAUUGCACGUUAGUCUGCCGUGUGCAUUGAUGCAGACAGUGUCCUACUGUAUGCUAUACAAACUGAUAUUUUCUUUUUCCACAACAAAGAAACUGACAUUUGUAACAGGCGGUGGAUUAGCAUAAUCCGUGAGUGAAAUGGAUGGCAUGUUUGUUACACUGCAACAGCUGAAAACAGCUGUGUCAAGCUAUUUUGGAUGAAUUAUAGAUGUGUGUGUGUGUUAAGAGUAGAAGCAGUAAAUAUCUAUGGCUUCUGAAUGUUGCUACUUAUCAAUAAAUCUAUAGUUAUUUUAAA